GGGCCAGCCUCCCUGGAGGAACUUUGUCCAGGCCACUGUGGGCACGCUGGAAGCCUCCUCGGACUGCCUGGCUCAGUGACUGGGGAUCUUCUCUUUGGCUUGGCAGAGCUGGCAAGGAGAGCUUGGGAGAAUGACCGCCCUGCUCGGAGCCAACAGCCCCCUGAGGAGGGUGGCGAUCUUUGGGGGCACCCACGGGAACGAGCUUUCUGGGGUGCUUCUGGUCAAACACUGGGAAGAAGAUGCAGCUGAGGUGCAGAGGACGGGUCUGCAGGUGAAGCCCUUUAUCGCCAACCCGCGGGCCGUGCAGAAGGGGUCUAGGUACAUCGACUGUGAUCUGAAUCGGGUCUUUGACCCUGCCCAUCUAGGCAAGGAAACACUGGAGGACUUGCCUUACGAAGUGGUCCGGGCCCAGGAAAUACACCUUUUGUUUGGACCCAAAGGGAGCAAAGACGCCUACGAUGUGAUUCUUGACCUCCACAACACCACGGCCAACAUGGGCUGCACUCUCAUUCUCGAGAGCUCCAAGAAUGACUUGUUAAUCCAGAUGUUUCAUUACAUUAAGAAUUCCCUGGCUCCACUGCCCUGCUUUGUGUAUCUCAUUGAUCACCCUUCUCUGAAGUACGCCACCACACGCUCUGUGGCAAAGCAUCCCGUGGGUGUAGAGGUUGGUCCCCAGCCUCAGGGGGUUCUCAGAGCAGAUAUUCUUGAUCAGAUGAGGAGAAUAGUACAGCAUGCCCUGGAUUUCAUUCAGUGUUUCAAUGAGGGAAAAGAAUUCCCUGCCUGUUCACUGGAGGUUUACCAGGUCAUGGAGAAAAUUGACUAUCCUCGUAAGGAAAAUGGGGAGAUAGCUGCUGUGAUCCAUCCCAGGCUGCAGGAUCAAGACUGGAAGCCGCUGAACCCCGGGGACCCCGUGUUUCUCACGUUGGAUGGGAAGACCAUUCCAUUUGACGGAGACAGCACAGUCUACCCCGUGUUUGUGAAUGAGGCUGCCUACUAUGAGAAAGGAGAAGCCUUCGCCAAGACUGUCAAAGUGACGCUGACUGCAAGGAGCCUCAACUCCCUGUCCCCUUAG
Phascolarctos cinereus (koala) is the source of this 1072-nucleotide messenger RNA. It is a transcript of the gene ASPA, whose product is annotated as aspartoacylase. Gene Ontology annotation, cellular component: cytosol. Lineage: Eukaryota; Metazoa; Chordata; Mammalia; Diprotodontia; Phascolarctidae. The record is from RefSeq and is a predicted model, not a curated record. Gene Ontology annotation, molecular function: hydrolase activity, acting on carbon-nitrogen (but not peptide) bonds, in linear amides; hydrolase activity, acting on ester bonds.